CACUCAGUAGCUGUGUCGCCGGCUGCCUGGGGGGGCCCUGGAUAGUGAGGCUGCGUGGGCCCGACUGCCAGCUGGAGGACAUCAGUGUGUCUCCAGGCUGCUUAAUAUCCUGAGUGGAACCUCUCUCUGUUGGCUCAGUUUGACCAGGUAAACCUUGAGCUGCACAUUAGCCUUGGCCUCAUCACUCUGGUAUCGGUGGUCACCAUGAAGCGGCUGCACCCAGCCCUUCCUAGCUGCCUCCUGUUGGUGCUGUUUGGUAUAUGGAGAACUGCCCCCCAGACUCAUGCCUCGUCUGCUGGCCUGCCGCCCCUCAGUGCCACCUCCUUCCUGGAAGAUCUCAUGGACCGCUAUGGAAAGAAUGACAGCCUUACCCUGACACAGCUGAAGUCCCUGCUCGACCACCUGCAUGUGGGAGUGGGCCGGGAUAAUGUUUCCCAGCCCAAGGAAGGACCCAGGAACCUCUCCAUGUGCUUUAGCUCUGGAGACCUCUUUGCGGCCCACAACUUGAGCGAGCGAUCUCAGAUCGGGAUGAGUGAGUUCCAGGAGUUCUGCCCCACCAUUCUCCAGCAGCUGGAUUCCCAGGCCUGCACCUCAGAAAACCGGAAGUCUGAGGAGAAUGAACAGACAGAGGAGGGGAAGCCAAGCGCCAUUGAAGUAUGGGGGUACGGUUUCCUCUGUGUUACCGUCAUCUCCCUCUGCUCCCUUAUGGGGGCCAGCGUGGUGCCCUUCAUGAAGAAGACUUUUUACAAGAGGCUGCUGCUCUACUUCAUAGCCUUGGCGAUUGGAACCCUCUACUCCAACGCCCUCUUCCAGCUCAUCCCAGAGGCUUUUGGCUUCAACCCUCAGGACAAUUACGUCUCCAAGUCUGCAGUGGUGUUUGGGGGUUUCUACCUUUUCUUUUUCACAGAAAAGAUCCUGAAGAUGCUCCUGAAGCAGAAAAACGAGCACCAUCAUGGGCAUAACCAUUUUACCUCCGAGACACUUCCUUCCAAGAAGGACCAGGAGGAGGGUGUGACCGAGAAGCUACAGAACGGGGACCUGGAUCACAUGAUCCCUCAGCACUGCAACAGCGAGCUGGAUGGCAAGGCGCCUGGCACGGACGAGAAGGUCAUUGUCAACUCCAUGUCUGUGCAGGACCUGCAGGCAUCCCAGAGUGCUUGCUACUGGCUCAAGGGGGUCCGCUACUCUGAUAUCGGUACCUUGGCCUGGAUGAUCACCCUGAGCGAUGGGCUCCACAAUUUCAUCGAUGGCCUGGCUAUUGGUGCCUCCUUCACUGUGUCUGUCUUCCAGGGCAUCAGCACGUCAGUGGCCAUUCUCUGUGAGGAAUUCCCUCACGAGCUGGGAGACUUUGUCAUCCUGCUCAAUGCUGGCAUGAGCAUCCAGCAGGCUCUCUUCUUCAACUUCCUCUCUGCCUGCUGCUGCUAUUUGGGUCUGGCCUUUGGCAUCCUGGCUGGCAGCCACUUCUCUGCAAACUGGAUUUUUGCGCUGGCUGGAGGAAUGUUCUUGUAUAUUGCCCUAGCCGAUAUGUUCCCUGAGAUGAAUGAAGUCUGCCAGGAGGAUGAGAAGAAGGACAGCUUUCUGGUCCCCUUUGUCAUCCAGAAUCUUGGCCUCCUAACCGGCUUCUCCAUUAUGCUGGUCCUCACAAUGUAUUCAGGGCAGAUUCAGAUAGGGUAGGACCCUGCCAGUGGGGAGCCAGUGGCAUUGGACAUCGGGCUCUGGGCCCCCAUCUGGUCCCUGGCCCGAGGACUCAGCAUCCACGAAGCAUCAUGAAAAAGGCAGCUCUUUAAAAACUGGCACAGACUUGUCUGCCUGCAUUCAGAUGUCAUCUGUUUCAAAUGCUCUGUCCUAGGAAGAAGCUGCCCUGGGAAUCUCUAGGUAGUGCCUCGAACUGUUGUCUCCCGACCCUUCCCACUGAUGAUUCUGGAGCUGAAGUGCCACAUGUAGGACACACCUCCCUUUUCCUUCUGGCCACCCUCCUCCCUUUCUCUUGGAAGAAGCACUGAGAGAUGUGGAAUCUUUUACAAUGUAAAAACGAAGCCAGUGGUCAUGGUUUGGUUAGAAAUAUCAGUGUGGCUUCCAGCUUUGGGGCCUGUGAUUCUAAAUGUGUGUACCCAGGAUUUCAGGUCGGUCCAUUUUGGCAUGGGUUCUCAUGUUUUUACAGAGAAGAGGGCAGAAGACAAGACUCCUGUGGUUUUCAGUCUGUUAACUGUUCUCUGAAAAGGCUGACUUUCCGAUGAGUAUGGCAGGCAGAGGGGCAGGGGAUUGCCUGAGUGAGGAGUGGGUAGUGGGUAGUGAUGGAUGUCCUGUCUCCUUGGUGCAUGCGUGCGGGUUGCUUGCAGCAUCUGGAGUCACAUAAUCAUCCAGGCGAGCCACUGUGGGCAUUCUCUGGCGUGGCAGGAGGUCUGCUAAAUCAGUUGUUUUUGCCCUGAUCCUCACGCCUUCCUAUUGCUUACUUUUUCUAGUUAACUUUGUAGAUGCCUCACGGGGAGCGUGGUCAGAGCACAUUUAAAGGUGUUUGCAUUAGGAGGGAAACUGCACAAAUCAAUCUCCCCUGGUCAAGAUUUCUGCCCAGUAGAACCUGACUCAUAGACUCAGGACACAGUUGUUUAUGCCUUUUUGUGACCAAGGUGAUUGGGAAUGGAGUCAUUGCAGGCCAGACUUAGGACUUGCUAAUUGCAGAAAUAAUAGUUGAAUACCAUGGGACUCUGGACCUUGAGGUCAAUUCUUGAGGUCAGGACUGCAGACGUCAUUGCUGGGUUUUAAAGGACACCAUCUAGCUACCACUUCCUCCCCAGUCCCAGACAACAAGAUUGAAUACUGAAUUGAAUCGAGUGUAAAUUGCUUUCAUUUGGUCCAGAAAAACAAAACAAAACCAGAUGCUUGACAUUUCACACCACAAGCCAGCCUCAAGCGCUGUGCAGCCCCCUCCUCAGAACUCUGGCUUCCAGGGGAGCUAAUCUCCAGGUUCACUAAGUGAAUUAAUUUAUUAUUAUCAUAUUGAUACAUGGAUUCCUUAGCCACUUUGGAGAGCCAGUCUCUCCCGGAGCCUUUCUUAGUGGUGCCCACAGUCACAGUCCAGGAGCCAUUGUUCGCAUGACUUACAGUACUGAAUCAUUGCCAAUCCCUGAGUCUUUCUGUUCUUACCACAGGAAAACUGUCCAUUAAAAGCAGUGUGCAUAUAUAUAUAUAUGCAUAUAUAUAUAUAUAUGUAUAUGCACUCACAUGUAUUCAUAUA
This is a messenger RNA of Mus caroli (Ryukyu mouse), 3235 nucleotides long. RefSeq names its product solute carrier family 39 member 14 (gene Slc39a14). Gene Ontology annotation, biological process: intracellular monoatomic cation homeostasis; zinc ion import across plasma membrane. Lineage: Eukaryota; Metazoa; Chordata; Mammalia; Rodentia; Muridae. Gene Ontology annotation, molecular function: monoatomic cation:bicarbonate symporter activity; zinc ion transmembrane transporter activity. Gene Ontology annotation, cellular component: plasma membrane. The record is from RefSeq and is a predicted model, not a curated record.